UUUACUAGAAAUCCCGAUUUGCGCCGUACCUUAAGCUUAAGGCGUUGGCUGUUGCCAUACUUUUUUGUCUUACGAUGCGGCGUCUGGAUCGCAGACUGUUCGAGCUUCGCGCUUCGACGCGUCGAGAGGUCUCAAAACCUCCCUUAUCUCACCCUCGAUCUUCAACCUACGCAACACCCGCCUUCAUGACCCACAUCACAUCAAAAUGGCAUCCAAGAACCGCCUUGUCGCCGAGAACGAGAAGAAGGUUACUGGGCUCAUCGCCUUCGCCCAAUCACUCGACAAGCGCGUCCAAAACGUCAUCAAUGCAUCCAGCACACCGGACCCAGACCUUGCGCCUACGCUACAAACGCACAUUGCAGCGCUACCACUGAAGCCAUCGAGCGCACUUGCAGCCCGCGUCAAGACCCUCGACGCGCUCGGAACCGCGCUCUGGAACGCGGCAACGAGGGCACGGCGCACUGAGGCGGCUCCAGCAACCGCGCGCCCAGCGCUCGCUUUGCUACGUGUAUUUGCGGCGCUGCUGCUCGACGCGGCGUGUGGGAGCAGUGGAAGCGGGGAGCACGAGGCAAGAGACUUGCGCGUAAGGGUGAUGAGGGUCUCGUUGAAGGCGGCGAAGGCUUGCGUGGAGGAAGGGUUGUUGGAAACGUGUUUGCGCGUGCUGGAGAGGGCUGCGUUCUAUGAGGAGGUGUUGGGGAGGGAGAGAGAUCCGGAUGUUGGGGAGGUGGUGGGGAGAUUGCGCGCGGACUACUUUGCUUUAAGGAUGACGCUGGCGUGGAAACAGUCGAAGCUUCACACCGCGGAUCUUUUUUUCGGGAAGGUCGACCUCGAUCCAGCACGCUUAGGGGCGGGCACGGCGGAGAUGCUGACAGACACGUUCUAUGAGAUUGGCAAGGACAUGCUGAACAAACACCGGCAUGAAGAUGCGGUCAAGUGGCUCGAUCGGGCUUACAGCGUCAUCGGGGAGCGAGACAUGGAAGAGCUAGGGAACGAUGCCGUGGAACUCCGGCAAAGCACUAUGCAUCACCUCAUCCGAGCGUUGUUGAGGCAGGACGACCACGAUGCAAAGGAAAAGGCCAAAGUACUGCUUGACCUUCUCGCGCUCGAUCACGGAGACAAAAUGGUUGUGUCACUACUGCAGCUGGAGCAACUCUCUGCGGAGCCGAAACCGGAUCCUGGACAGUAUUACGGCGCCGUCGAGCGGAUGAUGCGGUCAAUACACCUUACCGAGACCAAUUUCAAGACCAUCAUGCAUCAUGUCCACAAGCUCAAGAAUCUGAGUCCUGAGCUGGCGGCUAAGGCUCUGGAUAAUUUCCUCGACCUACGAUUAUUCGAGAAUAGGAACUCCGAAUGGAUUGAAAAGGUGACAGUAACACAUGUCUGGGUCAGCAUAGCAAACUGGGACGGUGACCAAUCUCCUGAGCCACUCAGGGAGUUGCUCGACACAGUUCAACAAAAUAUGCACGGCGCAUUUAGCGUGGCAGCAACUCAUGCUGCACAAACACUGCUCUGGAAACGUAUCGAAUCAACGUACUCCCAAAGUCAGUUCAACGCGGCAGAGGCAUGGUGUCGCCUGUCAUUGCAUCCAUUGUUUGAGAAGGCUGGAGAGCUGAACAAGGCGAAGGUUGCUCGAAAGACGAUUCUCUGUGCAUUGGCUAGGCACGACUAUGUCACAGCCCGAAAGGUAUAUUUCGAUAUGUCGGAUGCGGGCAAAGCAGCACCAAUGACGAGGUACUUAAUGUACAAGGUGGCGCUUCGCCAGGACGAUCCGGACUUGGCGUCGGAGUGUCUAGACGCCGUGUGCAAGCAGACCACCCAGGACGUUACGCUUCUCUACGCAUGCGUAAUGGAAGCACAGCAGGCGGGCAACAAGAGCCAAGCCGUGGUGGCACUGCAAAAGGUGCUUGAAAAGUACAACUAUGCCGCACCGCAGGGCGUACAUCUUCCGGCCCUGCUUCGCUGCAUGGCACGGCUUUUGCUGGCCGAGCUCGGUACGGCAGACAACGUGAAUGAAAACGUGGCGGAGGAACUGGUCAAGUUGUUUGAGGGCGCUGCGAGGCAGGCGAAGCUUCAGAAGCGCCGUACAAAGGAACAGUCUGCGCCGCUUUUCUCGGAGAAGGAGCUCGACUGGUUCUCCCGCAACAGUUACAAUAUCUCGCUCAAAUACUGCGCUACACUUCAUCCAUCUCAUCUUCUUCAGUUGUUGGAGGCAUGCAUCGCACUCAUUUCCCUCUUCCAGGAAGCAACAACAGGAGACAAUGAACAAUCCACAGCAGCACUCCCAGCUCCAUUAACCCACCGCCUUCUCCUUACUCACUACCUUGCAGCUUCGACUGCUCUCGUCCUCGCUCGAUCCGCCGACUCAAUUCCCGUCUCACAUGGCGCCUACCACACUCUCUGCCAUCAUGCCGACGCCUUUUGCGAGCGACUCCCAUCUUUCCUACGCACCAGCGAUCUCGCCGAGCUCAGCGUUUCAGCCCGUGCUGAUCUGCGCGCCAAGCGCGCCCAGCUGCUCCGCUAUGGCCUUGAAGCUGCGCUCAAAGCCCGCGACUGGGAUUCCAUGGACCGGUUAUUCGAAGAUUGCUUUGCGUACGACACAGGGACCGGCGCGACAGACAGUGCCGCACACGUGCGCGACGAGGACGUCCCGCAGUUCCGUCACCAUCUAGAGACGCUGGCUGACUUGGCACUGGUCAUUCAUGCGGAGAUGGCCAAGGAAGGGCCGGGUUCUGCAAGUGCCAGCCCCACGCACAGGAAACGCGUUCUCAGCGUCUUGCAGAAGAUCGUAAACGCAAGCUGGCAGCGGGGCGGGAGCGGCGUUGUCGGCGCAGACGUCGUCCGCCUGGCCCGCUGGAUCAGGUGUCUUUUUCAGCUCUCGCUCGAUACAGACGAGGAAACGGCGCUGCAGUGCAUGGAUCAUGCCAUUGAGGUUGCAGGAUCCCCCAAGAAGGGCAGGGGCUCGGAUAACGCUGCCAUUGCGGCGACGGCGUACCCACGCGACGAGCUCGAGUGGCUGGCCACUACGGCAUUCAAUCGCGGCGUCGACGCGUUCUGUGCCGGAGAUGAUGCACGCUGUCGGAUGUGGGCCGAGAGGGCCCUUGAAGUGGCGGCUAGAGUAUCGGAUGGGGGCGCGUUGCACAAGGUGUUAGAGGAGAAGUACUCGGGGUUAAGAUGGGAGAGUUGAUUGACUGAUUGCUUAAGGUGGGGGUGGAGUUGCUGGAGUUGCUGGUCGAUCUGGGGUCUCCUCACGGAAUGUUGGGGCAGGAUGACGCGUUACUUACCCUGUCGACUAUCCAGGUGAAGAACUUGAGUGGAUUUGAGAGGAGCGGCAGCGGCGCAGUGGGUGGAGGACCGUCAUGGGCGGGGAGCAUGUCCCGAAGAGGCUUGCUCGGCAGGUC
This is a messenger RNA of Aplosporella prunicola CBS 121167, 3398 nucleotides long. RefSeq lists its product as uncharacterized. NCBI's taxonomy places the organism in Eukaryota, Fungi, Ascomycota, Dothideomycetes, Botryosphaeriales, Aplosporellaceae. The record is from RefSeq and is a predicted model, not a curated record. Bases 206 to 3184 code for a protein of 992 amino acids. The transcript is spliced from 3 exons. Gene Ontology annotation, biological process: regulation of synaptonemal complex assembly; meiotic cell cycle.